AGAAAAACCACACAAAAUAUUUUUGUCCAGUGGGAUAAAAUAUUAAUGGAUAAAAAGAAUAAGGGCUUUUGCUUAAUGGAGAACUCAAGUUUUCAAAUCUCAAAUCUGAGGGUUUUCCAUUCAAUAGCCUGAAUUUUGCUAUUUUACUAUGACUAUUGAGUCAAGCACGUUUUAAAGUCAGAUCCAGGGAAUGUUGUGAUCUCUGUGAAAGUGAGAGCAAGACUGAAGAUGUCAAAAUGCUAUUGCACACUAUAAUUGAUUUUGUGUGUGUGUGUGUGUGUACAAUUAGCUUAAAGUAUUAAUGGAAAAAGUAGGUAGUUGCAUCUAAUGAUUUUUCUUUUUUGGAGUAAUCUGAACCAUCUGCCUCUAUAUAUUAAGGAGUUCUUUCUUUAAUCCAGAUUAUGGCUGACAAACUGGUUUUGGCAUUCACGUUUCACUAGCACUGUGCCCUUGAAGAGCUGAUGUGGCUGUAGAAACCCUCUCGCUUACAACUGUUGUGUUUGAAAACAUUUUUUGUUUGGCUUUCUUGUAGUUGUUUUCUUAUAGCUCCUUUUUUUUUUUUUUUCUUUUUUUGAGAAAAUGGCCUUUCUAAUGAAAAGUAUGCUGAGCAACCAGGUAAAGAAUUUGGGACUUGGAGGUGGAGGGGAAGAAAGCAAAGAAGAAAGCACUCCUUCUGAUCCAGCAGCAGCUGCAGGAAUGACCAGAGAGGAGUAUGAGGAAUAUCAAAAGCAAAUGGUUGAGGAGAAGAUGGAAAGAGAUGCAGCAUUUGCACAGAAAAAAGCAGAGCGAGCUGUUCUGAGGGUUCACCUGAGGGAAAAGUACAGACUGCCCAAGAGUGAAUUGGAUGAGAAUCAAAUACAGAUGGCUGGAGAUGAUGUGGGAUUGCCAGAAGACCUUCAGAAGAUGGUGGCAGAAGAUCAGGAGGAGGAAGAAGACAAGGACUCUAUCCUGGGCCAGCUGCAGAACAUCCAGAAUAUGGACAUGGAUGCCAUCAAAGAAAAGGCACAAGCCACCUUCACUGAGAUGAAACAGGCAGCUGAACAGAAAUGUACCAUGAUGUAGAUGAGCCACCACUGCCCAAAGGCUGUAACUUCAGUCUUGUGUUACUGGGGCUGCAGAGGGAGAGCAGGCAGAGGGAUGUACUUAGCUCUAUAGCAUGCUGUGUAAAUAUAGAAAAGUGAUGAGAGAGAGACUUAAAACCCUGAGGGAAGAGUAAAAAUUUACCUGCUGGGACUGCCUAGAAGGAAGUUAGAACUGAUCCUCAGUUUUGAACAUAAUUUUCUCCCCCAUGGAAAAAAAAAGCUUUAAAGAAGUUAAUAUUGGGGAAAAAAUGUGCCUUUUUUCAUUUUUUCCACAUGACUGAAAUGCUGUUAAAUGUGUAUGUUUGAACAAAAUUGUACUUCUUAUACAUCACAUAGAGGUAACCACUCAUUUAAUCCUGCUUUCAGAAAUAAACACAUAUAUUUCUAAUAAGAACAUGUCUGUUUCAAGCAUCUUGAGGUAAACACAGUGUUCAGAUAUUGACAUUUGCUGCAAAACU
Vidua chalybeata is the source of this 1540-nucleotide messenger RNA. RefSeq names its product complexin 4 (gene CPLX4). The record is from RefSeq and is a predicted model, not a curated record. Lineage: Eukaryota; Metazoa; Chordata; Aves; Passeriformes; Viduidae. Gene Ontology annotation, biological process: regulation of neurotransmitter secretion; neurotransmitter transport; synaptic vesicle exocytosis. The coding region runs from base 580 to 1062 and encodes 160 amino acids. The transcript has 3 exons. Gene Ontology annotation, molecular function: syntaxin binding. Gene Ontology annotation, cellular component: terminal bouton; SNARE complex.